AUGGCUACAGGCUACAGCCAUGGCCUAGCUACAAGAAAGGCCCACAAUGUGUCUGCAGGAACAAACAAGGCUUUUCCACUGGGGAUAACAGACAUAUGUUGGUACAAUCAACACGUUCCAUGUUCCUCGUUAAUGGCUAUCAACAAGGAAGACUGA
This is a messenger RNA of Dovyalis caffra, 156 nucleotides long. The record is from the annotation of a GenBank genome assembly. Lineage: Eukaryota; Viridiplantae; Streptophyta; Magnoliopsida; Malpighiales; Salicaceae.